Messenger RNA from Photinus pyralis (common eastern firefly), 1503 nucleotides. RefSeq names its product T-box transcription factor TBX20-like. Bases 51 to 1115 code for a protein of 354 amino acids. Gene Ontology annotation, cellular component: nucleus. NCBI's taxonomy places the organism in Eukaryota, Metazoa, Arthropoda, Insecta, Coleoptera, Lampyridae. The record is from RefSeq and is a predicted model, not a curated record. Gene Ontology annotation, molecular function: RNA polymerase II cis-regulatory region sequence-specific DNA binding; DNA-binding transcription factor activity, RNA polymerase II-specific. Gene Ontology annotation, biological process: cell fate specification; positive regulation of DNA-templated transcription; heart development. The transcript has 3 exons.
AAGUUGCUUGUGAAUUGGAUUAAUUAUAUUUUUUUCUUUGUUGAAGGAGGAUGUUUCCAACGCUAAGGGUGUCAUUUACGGGCGUACGACCGGAGCAACGAUACGCUGUGAUUUUGGACAUCGUACCUGUAGAUAACAAAAGGUAUCGUUAUGCAUAUCAUCGUUCAUCGUGGUUAGUCGCUGGUAAAGCUGACCCACCUGCUCCCUGUCGUCUUUACACGCACCCGGAUUCUCCAUUUACGGGGGAACAACUCCGGAAGCAAGUCGUCUCCUUUGAAAAAGUGAAACUCACCAAUAACGAAAUGGACAAGCACGGACAUAUCGUGCUCAAUUCAAUGCACCGUUACCAGCCAAGAAUUCAUUUGGUCAAGUGGAAGGAUCACACCGGUCCCGUCACCGAUUUAGAACAAGAGCAGUAUCGAUCCUUCAUCUUUCCAGAAACGGUUUUCACCGCCGUCACCGCCUACCAAAAUCAAUUAAUUACAAAAUUGAAGAUAGACUCAAAUCCGUUCGCGAAAGGAUUUCGUGAUUCCUCAAGGCUCACCGACUUUGAUAGAGAACCGAUGGACAGCUUGUUCAUGGAGCAGCACUUCCUACGAAAUUCCCUGCGACUCUACGGAGAUCCGCUCGAUGCAGAAAACAACAAUUCCGGCUCGCUUUUCUCGGCCGCGAUGAUGGAGAAGGCUCGUGCCCACAUACAGAUGUGGGGAAGAGCUGGAGGUAAUCCCUACAACCCCAGUGAGCUACACGCGAUGUUGCUCAGUGGUGCACCAGGACAGUAUUUAGCACGUAGCGCAGUUCCUUUAGGUAUACCCACACAAUUGUGGAGUCAAAGCGGUGUCUCAUGGCCUAAUCCCAUUCACGGCGGAUUGCCCCCCGGUUUACUGGGCCCGCCGCCCCCUCACAGGCCGCAAAUAACUCCCCCGCCUCCCCCAUCCUCAACACCAAGUUCCUCGUCUGGAUCGCCCAGUCCUACCACCGUAAAUAGCUCUUCCGAAUUACGUCUCCCCAAAGCACUAUUUCCGAGCACCUUACACCGCUUCAGCCCGUACACUCCCUCACUGUCAAGAACUUCAACCUCAUCCAUUAGCCCGACGUCACGGUUAACCCAUUGAUCAACUGUCCUGCUGUAAUCCAAUAUCCUACCAAAGAAGUGUAUGCAUAAGACUACUGUAUGAUAUCACUGUACAUAAUCAAUUUAAAUAUAUUUAUUACUUAGUAGUUUAUUAUGUACAAAGAAGUUCUUUACGUCGUAUAUUUUGUAUAAAUGUACUAUUUAUGACAGUAUUACGUUUACCAGUGUGUUUUUCGAAGAGAGAAACUAAACUAUAUAGUAAAUAGACUCUCGCAUUACGUGCGGAUCAUUGUGUUCCUUAUUAUUGUGUAAUUUUCGUGUGAAUAUACAGUCACGUGUAUAUUUUAUAUUAUUUGUUUAUUGCCUGGGAUAUUCUGUUUAUACUUAUUAGCCUCGUUGUUGUUAUGUAAAUAUAAACAUUACAUGGA